CUGGGCCACCACCUCCCGCCGCGCAGUGCCUUCCCGGAGCGCGUCCUCGCCGCUGAACUUUCCAGAACAGCAGCCGCAGUAGCAGCAAUGGCUCCGCCUUGGGUGCCCGCCGUGGGCUUCACCCUGGUGCCCAGCCUGGGGGGCUUCCUGGGCUCUUACUACAUUCGCGGGGAGGGCCUCCGCUGGUACGCCAGCCUGCAGAAGCCCUCGUGGCAUCCGCCCCACUGGACGCUGGGCCCCGUCUGGGGCACCCUGUACUCGGCCAUGGGGUAUGGCUCUUACCUGGUCUGGAAAGAGCUGGGGGGCUUCUCGGAGGAGGCUGUGGUUCCCCUGGGGCUCUAUGCCGGACAGCUGGCCUUGAACUGGGCAUGGCCUCCACUCUUCUUUGGCACCCGACAAAUGGGCUGGGCCCUGGUGGACCUCCUGCUGACGGGUGGGCUGGCAGGAGCCACGGCUGUGGCCUGGCGUGGCGUGAGCCCCCUGGCCGCCCGCCUGCUCUACCCAUACGUGGCCUGGCUGGCCUUUGCGGCCGCGCUCAACUACCGUGUGUGGCAAGACAACCAUGGCCGGCGCAGUGGCCGAAGGCCCGCAGAGUGAGAGCGCCCCUCCUCCGAGGACUGUGGCCGCCCGCCGGUCAGGUGGUACCCGUGGUGGUGGCCCUAACCCUUCCGUGGCCACCAGGCCUGCAGGUGUCUCAGCCCGGGGGGGUCACCACCAGCUCCGGAAGUGCACCAGGCCGAGCUCCUGCCCCACGGAUGGCGUCCUGCGCCUUCUGCCCCUGCUCCAAGCAAGCUCUCAGACACGAAUGUCAUAAGCCAAAUAAAGUUUGUAGCCUCCUG
This is a messenger RNA of Hyaena hyaena (striped hyena), 839 nucleotides long. RefSeq names its product translocator protein (gene TSPO). Gene Ontology annotation, molecular function: cholesterol binding. Gene Ontology annotation, cellular component: membrane; endoplasmic reticulum. Bases 88 to 597 code for a protein of 169 amino acids. The transcript has 4 exons. The record is from RefSeq and is a predicted model, not a curated record. Lineage: Eukaryota; Metazoa; Chordata; Mammalia; Carnivora; Hyaenidae.